Messenger RNA from Magnolia sinica, 1490 nucleotides. RefSeq names its product (S)-coclaurine N-methyltransferase-like. Lineage: Eukaryota; Viridiplantae; Streptophyta; Magnoliopsida; Magnoliales; Magnoliaceae. The record is from RefSeq and is a predicted model, not a curated record. The transcript has 8 exons. The coding region runs from base 74 to 1150 and encodes 358 amino acids.
UGAAGUGUCUGCUCUCUCUCUCUCUCUCUCUCUCUCUCUCUCUCUCUCUCUCUCUGUCAAUCUGAACCAUUCAAUGGGUGAGGAGACUAAGCAACCAAAGAAGGCAGCCGUUGAAGAGCUGCUGAAGCGUCUAGAUGAAGGGAGGGUCCCAGAUGAGGAGCUCCGGAGGCUUAUGAGGUUUGAAAUUGGAAGGCGUCUCCAAUGGGGUUACAAACCUACUCACGAGGAGCAGGUGGCCCAAGUCCUUGAGCUGACUCAUUCUCUAAGGAAGAUGAGCAUAGCAACAGAGGUGGAUACGUUGGAUUCACAGAUGUAUGAAAUACCCAUUUCCUUCCUCCAGAUUAUGUUUGGUAGCCUGAUCAAAGGAAGCUGUUGUUACUUUAAGGAUGACUCAACGACAUUGGAUGAGGCUGAGAUAGCAAUGCUUGAUCUUUACUGUGAAAGGGCACAAAUAAAAGAUGGUCAAAGUGUUCUUGAUCUUGGAUGUGGACAAGGAGCCCUUACUUUACACGUUGCUCAGAAGUAUCAAAAUUGUCGUGUUACAGCUAUUACCAAUUCAGCAUCGCAGAAAGAUUUCAUAGAGGAUCAGUCCAAAAAACUCAAGCUAUCAAAUGUUGAGAUUAUAUUAGCAGACAUAACCAAAUACGAAACAGAGACUACUUAUGAUCGGAUACUGGUCAUCGAAUUGUUUGAGCACAUGAAGAACUAUGAGCUGUUGCUUAAAAAGAUAGCCAAGUGGAUGAAGCAGGAUGGUCUGCUAUUCAUAGAGCAUAUAUGCCACAAAACAUUCGCUUACCACUACGAGCCUCUUGAUGAAGAUGAUUGGUACACAGAAUAUGUCUUCCCUGCAGGAACAAUGAUUAUACCAUCAUCAUCCUUUCUUCUAUAUUUUCAGGAUGAUGUUUCGGUUGUGAACCACUGGACCCUUAGUGGAAAGCAUUAUUCACGUACCAAUGAAGAGUGGUUGAAGAGAGUUGAUGCAAAUGUGGAUGCUGUCAGAGAAAUAAUGGAGUCAUUCUCUGGCAGUAAGGAAGCCGCUGAGAAGUGGAUUAGGUAUUGGCGAGGAUUUUGCAUAUCAGGAAAUGAGCUAUUUGGGUAUAAUAAUGGUGAAGAAUGGAUGGCGUCCCAUAUUCUUUUCAGGAAGCCAUGAUGCAGUUUUCAUCUAGAGGAUUUCUGCAAACUUCAAUAAUAAAGAUGAUGUAUGAAUGAGCUUACCACAGUAAAGUUGCAUUAUCUUUCAAAAAAAAAAAAAGUUGUUCCACACUCAUCAUGAGUUAACACUUUCUACCGUUUUACAUGUGGAGCAUUGGACUAGUUGAUGGAAGAAGUUUGAAAUUUCAACGUCAUUGUGGUUAUUUGUUCUUGAGUAGUUAUGUCUCACAUAGGCAUACAAGGACAUGGCACAUACGAGAUGUUAGAGGAUUAUUAUUAUUACUACUAUUGUGUUAAAAUUUCAAGCAAGUAAUAGCUUUGUAAGAUUAAUUUACUUU